This is a messenger RNA of Fonsecaea pedrosoi CBS 271.37, 1674 nucleotides long. RefSeq lists its product as uncharacterized. Gene Ontology annotation, molecular function: oxidoreductase activity, acting on paired donors, with incorporation or reduction of molecular oxygen; monooxygenase activity; heme binding. NCBI's taxonomy places the organism in Eukaryota, Fungi, Ascomycota, Eurotiomycetes, Chaetothyriales, Herpotrichiellaceae. The transcript has 2 exons. The record is from RefSeq and is a predicted model, not a curated record. The coding region runs from base 1 to 1674 and encodes 557 amino acids.
AUGGAAAGCCGAUUCUGGGGUCACUUGAAGAUUGCGGCCGACUGCAAGAGACUCUUCCCACCCAACUGUCAUGUCCAGAACUGGGCCAACUAUAUCAGGAAGAAAUAUGACCUGGGCGAUACUGAUUACGGUCAAUUCACAGACGUCUUCUAUCUCGAUUGGUGGCCGUUUGGUCCCCGCUGGUUAUUCGUUGCCGACCCUGAAGUCGCUUCCAAGUUCCUGACAACAGGUCAAUCGCUGCCAAAAUCGCAGCUCACGACCAAGUUUCUGACCAACCUCCUGGGAGAAAACAACAUGGUUGGCUUGGAGGGCCAGGCCUGGAAAUCGCUACGAUCCAUCUUCAACCCCGGCUUCUCCGCGAGUCACCUGUUCACAUUGGUUCCGUACGUGGUCGACUCCAGCCUCGUGUUCCUUGAUCUGCUCCUGGAAAAGGCGCAAACGAACGAGCUCGUCCAACUGGACCCCUUGUCGAUAGGAUUUGCCAUUGACAUCAUCGGCAAAGUGGUCAUGGACUCGGACUUUGACAGUCAGAAACGGCCGCACCCGAUCGUCACGACGUUCAGGAAACAGGUGGAGCUGAUGCCGAGUGCUGCCAGCAUUGGCCCGCUGGACGACAUCAACCUCGUCCGUCCGAUCCGUCUCUGGUGGAACGCCAGGAAACUCGACUCGCUGCUCGGGGCCGAGAUUGACAAGAAGAUUGAAGCGAGGAAGACCGGCACCAAUAUCUCCUCAGAUACAGAGAAGCCAAGAAAAGACCGGAAACGCUCCAUCGUGGACCUGGCCCUGGACGCCUACGAGAAGGAGGUCGCGGCCAGUGCGAAAGGAGGUGGUGGUGGUGGUGGCGGCGGCGGCGGGAUGAAUCGCUCGUUCCGCGCAAUGGCCAUCGACAGCAUCAAGACGUUCAUCUUCGCGGGCCACGACACCACCAGCUCGACCAUCUCCUACACCAUGUAUCUGCUCCACCUCCACAAGCACGUCCACACCAAAAUCGUCGCGGAGCUCGAUUCGGUCUUCGGACCCGACGUCACGGCGGCUGAAAUGGCCGAGCUCAUCAAGUCGGACCCGCACCGCAUCAACAAGCUGGAGUACCUGGCCGCGGUGGUGAAGGAGGUGCUCCGUCUGUUCCCGCCGGCGUCGACGAUCCGCGAACUGAAACGGCCCAGCGACGUGUCGGCGGCGCGGGACAAGGUGCUGAUCGACCCGUCAACGGGCACGGAAUGCCCCCUCGUCGGAUUCGACCUGUGGCCCGUGGCGCACAUGAUCCACCGGAACGAGGCGUACUUUCCGGACCCCCUGAGAUUCAUCCCGGAGCGCUUCAUCCCCUCGCAGACGCCGUUUCCCGAAUGUAAACUGCACACGCCGGCGGGCAAGGACGCGUGGCGACCCUUCGAGAAGGGCCCCCGCAGCUGCAUCGGCCAGGAACUCGCCAUGAUGGAGGCCAAGGUGGUCGUCGCCCUCGUGGUCCGCGAGGUCGACUUCACGGCCGAGUUUCGCGGCAGGAAGAUCGAGCAGGGCGACUGGGUGCCCGUGGAGACCAAGGACGAGUUCGCAGACGGUGUCAGCGGCGACGAGCGCCUCAGCGUCGAGGGCCACAAGCCGUUCCAGGUCCUGCUCGGGGCCGCGAGGCCCAGUAACGGCAUGAGUGGGAGGUUGUCCUUGCGGAAGAGGACGUGA